UGUCACACAAUGGCGACCACCAUGCGCCUGUGCAAUGGCCUUUUUCUACGCACUUUUGUAGCUGUGUCUUGUUGAUGGAAAUUUCCGUUCAUAAUAGUUUCUGAAUUAUAAGUCAUAUAUUCACUCGUUUCCGUCAUUGCCAAACGGAAUUAUAGAAUUGUUACAGCAAAUAUCGAACUGUCAAGAGCACUGGACGUCUUUCCCUUGUGCUAUUUUUUGAAGUUGAUCAACUUUUGAAGUUAUUAUUUUUCGUUGAUAUGGAGUUCCACGGUGGUGGGUCUGGUGGGGUCGUGGUCAGUGGCAGUAACGUACCUGCUUUUCUUACGAAACUUUGGACUCUUAUUGAGGAUCCGGACACCGAUCCUCUGAUCUGCUGGAGCCCAAAUGGCAACAGCUUCCAUGUGUUUGAUCAGGGCCAAUUCUCCAAGGACGUGCUUCCCAAGUAUUUCAAACACAAUAACAUGACCAGCUUUGUACGCCAGCUCAAUAUGUACGGCUUCCGCAAAGUAGUCCACAUUGAGCAGGGCGGUCUGGUGAAGCCUGAGAAGGACGACAUGGAAUUCCAGCAUCCCUACUUCAUCCGCGGACAGGAGCCUCUACUUGAAAAUAUAAAACGGAAAGUUACCAAUGUGUCCAAUGUUAAACAUGAAGACCUCAAGAUGAGCUCAGACGAUGUCUCGAAAAUCCUGACCAACGUGCAGAACAUAAAAGGCAAGCAGGAGACCAUAGACUCCCAAAUCAUCGCCAUGAAGCAUGAGAAUGAAACUCUGUGGAGAGAGGUGGCCAGCCUCCGACAGAAACACGUCCAGCAACAGAAAGUCGUCAACAAGCUCAUCCAGUUCCUAGUGACCCUGGUGCAGUCCAACAGAGUCCUGGGGAUGAAGAGAAAAAUUCCCCUGAUGCUGAACGACAGCAGCUCCGCCCACUCCAUGCCCAAGUACAGCAGGCAGUACUCUCUGGAACACCUUCAGGCCUCGUCCUCUAUCUCUCCCUCGGGCUCCCCAUUCACCAGUACAGGUCUCUUCACGGCGGAGUCGUCACUUAACAACGGCCCCAUUAUCUCAGAUGUCACUGACCUGGCUCAGGCCAGCCAUGUGGAGGUCACCAAUGAGUGGAUGGAGGAAAGCACGAGCCCAUUGGUCCACAUAAAGGAGGAGCCGUCCAGUCACAUGUUGGAGGAGGUGUGUCCUGCUGAGGUUGUGAUCGGGGGGGCAGGGAUCCAGGUUGACACGCCUCUGUCCCCCAUCAACUUCAUCAACUCCAUCCUGCAGGAGAGCAACGAGCCUAAUGCGGCCCCCGCCCCCACGACCCCUACGGAGCAGAAGUGUCUCAGCCUUGCCUGUCUAGACAAUUCUACACAGAAGUCAGAGGUCUCCCGCCUCUUCCCCUGCCCCUCCUCGUCUCUACACCUCAGACCUAUCCCAGGGAGUGAGCUCAGUGACCAUUUGGACAACAUCGACAAUGGCCUGGAAAACCUCCAGACUAUCCUGAAUGCACAGUCCAUCAAUUUUGAGUCCUCACCCUUCUUUGAAUUCUUCAGUUCUUCCCUCCCUGGCUCUGAAUUCGACCUGGAGAGCCUUGACAGUAUCCAGGACUUGCUUUCAUCAGAUCCACCUAAAGGGGCUGAGAGAAGUGACAACUACACCGCAGGGAAGCAGCUUGUCCAGUACACCAACCAGCCAAUGCUACUGACUGACCCAUUGACCAAUGAGAACGGGGGGGCGGACCUCCCCACUCUGCUGGAGGGGGACUUGUAUUUCAGCCAGGACCCUGAAGAGGAACCUACCAUCUCACUCACCUCUGACAUAGCAGCACCAGAUAAGCCCAAAUUAUCCUGAAGAAACGUUAUAAAAAGGGAUGUACUAGUAUGUUUAAUUUUAUUUUGUCGUGUUCAUGUGCAGAUAAUGACAAAUCAACCCGGUUGACUCCAAAUGAUGGUUUUUCACUAUUCUGAGCUAUUGAGCUUCAUUCAGUUCAAGUCUUAAACUUCCUAGUGAAAGAAUUUUGCUUUAGAUUAAUCGAAACAGAAGUUCGAUUUAAAUUACUGCAAUGGUUUGUUCAGCUCUUGGAAAUGACUUCCAGGGUUGAAUUAUCUGUGGUCUUAUUGGCGGGCCUUAAAAUAAAACUCCCUAAAAGCUUCAUCAUUACCAGGUCAAGUUAAGCAUUGAUCACCAAGUUCCUUUAAUGAAUAAAAGUGGAAGUAUUCAGAAUAAUUGUUGUAACACAGUGCAUAGAUCCAGUACAUUACUGUUUCUAGGGAAAAAACACUUAAUCUUUUUGUUUAAAUUUUUUUCUGGGGAGGGGGGGGUUAUUUUCUUUUACCUAUUGAUAUAAUGGUAGUACCUUUAUAAUUUUAAGUGUUUUUAAAUAUUUGUACUGCACCAUUAUCUUGAUUUAUUUUUCACAUUAGAUGCAGAAAGUGUUUUCUUUGACAUGUUUUCAUUGCAUAAUUCAUAAUGGAAUGCUGUUGGUAUUUCAGCACCUUUAAAGUUAUUGAUGUUUUAAUGAUAGAAUCCUUUAGUUGCUACAUCUAAGCAUUCUAGAGGAAUGUAACUUAGAAAUGCCUCAUGAGCUUAGUUCAACUGCCGUUCCCCAUCAGAACCCCAAAUUCAAAUAUUGUUUUGUUUGUAAACAAUGUAUACUGAACCAAAAUAUAAAUGCAACCGUUUCAAAGAUUUUAUUGGUUACAGUUCAUAUAAGGGAGCCACUCAAUUGGAAUUAAUUAGGCCUUAAUCUAAGGAUUUCACAUGACUGGGCAGGGGUGUAGCCAUGAAUGGGCCUUGGAACGUGUAGAGGCCCACCAGAAUAAGUUUUUCCCCCAAAAGGGCUUUAUUAGACAGAAAUACUCCUCAGUUUCAUCGGCUGUCUGGGGGACUGGUCUCAGACAAGAAGCCAGACGUGGAGGUCCUGGGCUAGCCUGGUUACACGUGGUCUGAUUUAGUGAGGCCGGUUGGAUGUACUGCCAAAUUCUCUAAAAUUACUUUGGAGGUGGCUUAUGGUACAGAAAUGAACAUUAAAUUAUCUUGCAAAAGCUCUGGUGGACAUUCUUGCAUUCAGCAUGCCAAUUGCAGACUCCCUUAAAACUUGAUACACUUGUGGCAUUGUGUUGUGACAAAACUGCCCAUGUUAAAGUGGCAUUUUAUCACCAGCACAAGUUGGACAUGUAUAAUGUUCAUGCUGUUUAAGCAGCUUCUUGAUAUUCAACACCUGUCAGGUGGAUGGAAUAUCUUGGCAAUGGAGAAAUACAGGGAUGUAAACCAAUUUGUGCAGAAAAUGAGAAAAAUAAGCUUUUUGUGUAUAUGGAACAUUUCUGGGAAAUGUAAUCUCAUUCAACAUGGGACCAACUCUUUACAUAUUGUGUUUAUAUUGUUGUUCAGUGUAAAUGUAAACAAACACUAUAUAGCCUCAAAACAUGGUUGGGUUGUGUUUCGGGGGAUGCAUGGCUCUCGACCUUCGACUCCCGAGUCCGUACGGGAGUCACAGCAAUGAGACUGUAAUUACCAAUUGGAUACCACGAAAUUGGGGGGAAUAAUUUAAUUGGGAUCUCUAAUUGGGGUCCUUGCAUCUUCAGCUCUAUGAAGUUGAGAGGUUACAUUUCUCUAGGCCUAUACCUCAGCAUUUUACCAAUACAGAAUCUGGGGGGGGGCUUGUUUUGAUUAAGGACUCUAGCUUUAAAGUGUAUAUACACCCACUGGCCAGUUUUAGGUACAUCCAUCUAAUACCUGGGUUGGACCAUGCGAGCCCCAACAGCACACCUGAUUCAACUUGCCAACUAACCAUCAAGUCCUCUGUGUUGAAUCAGGUGAGAUUCUCUGGAGCAAACGUGUGCUGUUGGUGGUACUGGAGUUGGGGAACACUGUUCUAGUGCAGGGAAUCAGCAGUGCAGUUCUAGGGCAAAUACCAAAACGGGGGGGGGGUCAGGAAUGCGUUUGAACCCUCUUUUAGUGGAUAACCCUUUUGUUCACAGCAAGUAUUCAUGUCUUGAAAUCAAAUCCAUCGAAUUAAGACUGGCUCGAAUUAAGACUGCUUUUAGGAUGCUUUCUGUCUAUGACAAGAGACGGACAUAAUAUCCCCGAGUGAAUUAUUUGCGAGCCAGCACAUCCCAUUAUGAGUUGCUUUUUGGAAAAUAGUUGAACUUAAAGCAGGAUUACAUGUUUAUCCUCCCUCAAUGUCUACUCAGUCGUAUGGUCCUCAUUUGGAAGCCUGUUUCCUUCAGGCUUUCUUCUUUUUUUUUGUCAAAUCCUUUUCUAGGAAAACAAUUAAAUCUUGGUUCAAGUGUGAGGAACUUUGUGAAAUGUUACUUUUACUGCCCCCGGAGGUCAUUGAGUUUGUUCAAACUAGUUUUUUUUUUUUUAUUAAUGGCCAUUGAGACGGAGAAGGGGGAAUUAUUGGAGUGUAUUGAUGUGCGGAAUUUUGUGUUAAGAACUUUUACCAAUUUUACCGUAGCACAAUGUCACAGCCGGAGAAUCCCAAAUUACGCAUGAGAACAAUAUUUUGUAUAUGGUAUGUUUCAAAUAAAAUAAAUGAGUUGUACAUUAUCUGCUGCAUUUAAGGUGAUAUUGUAGUUGCAAUUGAUUGAGUAAUCUGUUGAACAGGCAAUUGGAGAACAAACAGUGCUCCCCCUUCAGAACAUGAAAAAUAUGGAGACAGUUUAAUGGUCAAAAAUAGAUGUUACUUUUAAUGUAGAGUUUACUUUCAAGUAACAUACAUUUAGCAAUGUACCGUUUCUGACAGUGGAGAUGAAUAUUUCUCACAUUUUCUAUAAUCGGAAGUACAGUACUUGCUGAAAUUCCAAAAUAACAAACCUUCAUAAAGAUUGAGUAUAUUGUUUGAGCUUUUGUACAAUUUUCACAGGGAUUAAAACACUGAUGAUCCGUAUUCAUCUGAAUCAGUU
Messenger RNA from Oncorhynchus nerka (sockeye salmon), 4894 nucleotides. Its product is annotated as heat shock factor protein 1-like. Gene Ontology annotation, biological process: regulation of DNA-templated transcription. The record is from RefSeq and is a predicted model, not a curated record. Lineage: Eukaryota; Metazoa; Chordata; Actinopteri; Salmoniformes; Salmonidae. The transcript is spliced from 14 exons. Bases 258 to 1838 code for a protein of 526 amino acids. Gene Ontology annotation, molecular function: DNA-binding transcription factor activity; sequence-specific DNA binding.